UCUCAAGAUAUAUGAGAAGUUUUUCAGUAACUUUCAAGCUACUUAUAUUUGUUCCCCCACCCAUAUAGUUAUGACCUGCAGUAAAACUUCUGAAACAAAUAUUUUCCUUUAAAGGCACCAAGAAUCAUGGUCUUAUCACCAUGACAAGAGGGUCCUAACUUUCAUUUUUGAUGUAGGGAAAUUAACUUAGUUUUUAUUCUUAUUCAGAAGUUCUACAAAGUCAUGUGGGUUUCAGCUGAACACAGGAUGUGGGCACAGAACCCAGGGUUGCUUGAGGGUUAGAUGAGACUUGGGAGGGUGUUGGGUUUUGCCUACCAGGAGCAGCUAUGUUUUUGUUUUUGUUGUUGUUGAUUUGUUUUUACUCCUGAGCUUCUGGACCAGUUUGCCAUUAGAGCAGCCAAGAAGAUGUAAGACUGUGUAUCUCAUGCAAAAGUGUUUUUACCAUGAAGAUCUGACUUCCAAAUUCACAGGGGUCUCUCAUCAGUCAGAGCUGAGUAGCUGACUUAAGCUCACAUGACCCGGUGAAGGGCAAGCAUCAUCAGGUGGACUUGAGGGCUUCAAGUACGCUGCCCUGAAGCGCCAGGAAUGUGGUUGCUAGGCAUCCUCCCCAGGAUCUACCCAGGACUUUCCUAUCCAAUUUUGUUGAAGCAAAACCUAGGGAUUAAAUUAAAUGCAACCUCACAAACUACCAAUGAAGGGUGUGGAAAACAGGGAUCCUCUUUUUAACUAUCUGCCCCCAAAUAUCAAUCCCAAUAAACUGUACUAAAAGCCAUGGAUGGCUAAAAAUGCAGUUUAUGUCUUUUCUCCAUUCAAGCGUUUUUUUAAUCAUUAAACUAUGUUCUCAUAUUUCCAUCAGGCCCCAAUGGAUGGAGGAUGCUAGCCCUUUAAUGGGUGAGCAGGGGAGGAGCUGGGACUUUUAAAGCCAGGAGCGGCAAACAGGUCCUGGCCCAGGCUGCUAUGAAUAACUUAAACAGAAAGGACAGCAACAGUCAGGUGGUUUACCUUCCAGAGGCUGGCAAUGCUGUUUCACUGGAGGACACGGCUAAGAAGGAAGUCCACCAGCCUGCCAAGAUGAAUUGCCUUGAAGGGCCAGGUAAGACCUGUGGCCCCUUGGCUUCUGAGGAGGAGCUGGUGUCUGCCUGCCAGUUGGAAAAAGAAGAAGAGAAUGAAGGGGAGGAGGAGGAAGAGGAGGAGGACGAGGAGGAUCUGGACCCAGAUCUGGACCCAGACCUAGAGGAGGAAGAGAAUGAUCUUGGGGAUCCAGCUGUACUUGGUGCUGUCCACAACACCCAGAGAGCUCUGCUUAGCUCCCCUGGAGUCAAGGCCCCUGGUAUGCUGGGAAUGUCACUUGCCUCCUUGCAUUUUCUGUGGCAGACCUUGGACUACCUGUCGCCCAUCCCUUUCUGGCCUACAUUUCCCAGCACCAGCUCUCCAGCACAGCACUUUGGACCUCGGCUGCCCUCACCAGACCCAACUCUCUUCUGCAGCCUGCUGACCUCGUGGCCCCCUAGGUUCAGUCAUCUGACCCAGCUCCACCCUCGGCACCAACGAAUCUUGCAGCAGCAGCAGCAUAGUCAAACACCAAGAGAGCCCCACUUCCUGCUCACCACACUCCUUAGGAAGUGCCAGUGGUGGGAAUAUUACCAGAAGCUAGAGAAGAAGCAGGCAGACGAAGAGCUACUUGGACGAAGAAACCGGGUUGAGUCCCUCAAGCUGGUAACGCCUUACAUUCCGAAGGCAGAGGCUUAUGAGUCCGUGGUCCGAAUCGAGGGUUCCCUGGGCCAGGUAGCUGUGUCGACAUGCUUCAGCCCUCGCCGAGCUAUUGAUGCGGUACCCCAUGGAACUCAAGAGCAGGAUAUAGAAGCUGCAAGCAGUCAGAGGCUUCGGGUAUUAUACCGGAUUGAGAAGAUGUUCCUUCAGUUACUAGAAAUAGAGGAAGGCUGGAAGUAUAGGCCUCCACCGCCCUGCUUUUCUGAGCAGCAAAGCAACCAGGUUGAGAAGCUCUUCCAGACCUUAAAGACCCAGGAGCAGAACAACCUGGAAGAGGCAGCAGAUGGCUUCCUGCAGGUGCUCUCUGUGAGGAAGGGGAAGGCCCUGGUGGCCCGGCUGCUCCCCUUCCUGCCCCAGGAUCAGGCUGUUACCAUUCUUUUGGCUAUCACCCACCAUCUGCCCCUCCUGGUCCGGAGGGAUGUGGCUGAUCAGGCCCUACAAAUGUUAUUCAAACCUCUGGGCAAAUGUAUUAGUCACUUGACCCUCCACGAACUCCUCCAAGGACUUCAGGGAUUAACGCUGUUGCCACCUGGCUCCUCAGAGCGGCCAGUCACCGUGGUGCUUCAGAAUCAGUUUGGAAUAUCUUUGCUCUAUGCCCUGCUGAGCCAUGGGGAGCAACUGGUAUCGCUGCAUUCUUCCCUAGAGGAACCCAACAGUGACCAUACAGCUUGGACAGACAUGGUGGUUCUGAUUGCCUGGGAGAUAGCCCAAAUGCCUACAGCCUCUCUGGCAGAACCCCUAGCUUUCCCCAGCAACCUACUUCCCCUGUUCUGUCACCACGUGGACAAACAAUUGGUUCAGCAGCUGGAGGCCAGGAUGGAGUUUGCCUGGAUUUACUGAUCUGUUUGUUCUGGAAUACGUGUAUGUGGGAAGUUGAAUCAUCAGACACUAGCUACAUAGACUAUGUUUACAGGGAUCCAGAGAGUCUGAAGACAUUUCUUAUGCCUUUAUAUAUUGGAGAACCCUUCCCCAUUUUCAUAUCCUUUCUUCAAAAAUCUAAAUGAUGUGCCUAAAAAUAAGACAUGGCAUAAUAAGGUAUAAUUAAAGAGAUAAUAGAAUGA
Molecule: messenger RNA, 2831 nt
Organism: Homo sapiens (human)
Lineage: Eukaryota; Metazoa; Chordata; Mammalia; Primates; Hominidae
Gene: PATL2
Product: PAT1 homolog 2
Exons: 16
Coding region: 958-2610 (550 amino acids)
Biological process (GO): deadenylation-dependent decapping of nuclear-transcribed mRNA
Cellular component (GO): nucleus; cytoplasm; P-body
Source: RefSeq, a predicted model, not a curated record